Messenger RNA from Plasmopara halstedii, 546 nucleotides. RefSeq names its product RxLR-like protein. The transcript has a single exon. The record is from RefSeq and is a predicted model, not a curated record. Gene Ontology annotation, molecular function: aminoacyltransferase activity. NCBI's taxonomy places the organism in Eukaryota, Oomycota, Peronosporomycetes, Peronosporales, Peronosporaceae. The coding region runs from base 1 to 546 and encodes 181 amino acids.
AUGAGGUCUGGCAGCAUCGUUUCCACUUCCAUCGCUCUAUUUGUACUGCAAGUACAAGGAGCUCCAGAGCGCAAACUCGAAGCCUUGACAGAGGGCGAUACUCUUACAAAGAUGGAGCAAUUCUUCGGGGCGAAGUUUGAAAGGAAAUUCAAGGACCUUCCGACUUCAGCAAGACUCGAAACAGCACCCUGGAACGGCCCUAUCUGGGAUACCUAUUUCGACAGUAUCAACUACCCAUGGAAGGCCGACCAACCAUCUCCAACUGAAAAGUAUGCAAUGGCUUUCGGUUUGAAUGCAACCGAACUGAAGGAAAGGUGUCCGUCAGGCUUGGCAUUUAUUCAGUGCCCGACUCAAGGCCUUCAUGUGUUUGGUCUUGCACAGAUGAAGAGGACAUAUGCACCAAUCGUGGUGGUAAGGGCAUCUGUAUUCCGAGAUGGUUUGGUCUCAGUCAUGGGGUGGCGCCUGCAGCUGUUUUCGAGAAAGAGCCCUUGUGUCCAAUCACCUACAACAACGUCGAAUUUCACCCGAAUGAUAUCAAGGGAUUGA